Messenger RNA from Eimeria mitis, 1260 nucleotides. Its product is annotated as DNA-directed RNA polymerase alpha chain, putative. The record is from RefSeq and is a predicted model, not a curated record. NCBI's taxonomy places the organism in Eukaryota, Apicomplexa, Conoidasida, Eucoccidiorida, Eimeriidae. The transcript has 2 exons. The coding region runs from base 1 to 1260 and encodes 419 amino acids.
AUGGGGCCCCCACCACAGCUACUGCAGCAGCAGCAGCAGCAGCAGCUCUCUCCCCGUGUCAGUGGAGGGAACAGGGUACUCUCCUGGGGGCCCCCGUAUAUAUCUGGGGGCCCCCUGACCAGCACCGAUGCCGCACGCAAGUUGAGGGGCCCCCAAGGCCGCACAGCAUGGGGGCCCCUGGGGGGCCCCCCGAGCCCCAGGGGGCCCCUGAGGGGCCCCCUGAGGGGGCCCCUGGGGGGCCCCCCUGUGUCUCUCCUGUGGGCCCUUGUCUUUGCUGUCUGUCUCCUCACGGGGCUUUCCGAGGCCUCAGUGCUGCAGACAGCGCAGACACCCGCAAGGGCCCUUCAUGCUAUCCCCCAGCAGCAGCAGCAGCAGCAGCAGCAGCAGCAACACCAGCAGCAGCAGCAACAUUGGACGACAGUGCAGCACCAUAGGGGGGCCCCCCUUGACUACGCCGGAGGGGGCCCCCGGCUUGCAUGCAGCUGGGAGGGGGCCCCCCAUGGCUGUUUUAUGUUUAGGGGGGGCCCCCUAUUGCUGAGGGGCCCCUCCACAGCUACAAGGGGCCCCCAGAGGUCUCCAUGGGGCCUACCCUUGCAGCAGGGGGCCCCUUACGAUGUAGACGGGGCCCCCUCAUCCCCAGCAGCAGCAGCAGCAGCAGCAGGUGCGCGUAGAAAAGCAGCAACAGCAGCAGCAGCAGCAGCAGCUGCGGGAGAAGGAGCGGACGUGAAUGAGUCACCAUCAUCAGCAGCAGCAGCAGCAGAAGCAGCAGCAAAAGCAGCAGCAGCAGAAGCAGCAGCAGCAGAGGAAGAGGAAGUAGCAGCAAGCCUAGCGCGUGCUGCUUCUGCGUCAGCUGUAGCAGAUGCUGUGUAUAGUGAGCGUGUUGCAGCAGCAGCAGCAGCAGCAACAGCAGCAGCAGCAAGAGCAGCAGCAGCAGCAACUCGCCCUUUCCCCCAUAUACAGACAGACCUACCCGGGGACACCUUCUUAGAGAGGAAGUACCCUUCCUUUGAGGACGUACCAGCAGCAGCAGCAGCAGCAGCAGCAGCAGCAGGAGCAGCAGCAGCACCAGUAUCAACAGCAGCAGCAGCAGCAGCAGCAAAACUGCCGCCUAGAGGCCUAGGUCAUCUCCCUCAGACAGUAGCAGUUGACACAGCAGCAGCAGCAGCAGCAGGAGCAGCAGCAGCAGGACCAGCAGCAGGAGGAGAAUUGGGGGGCCCCCAUGCGGGUGUGGGGGCCCUGGCGGCUGGCGGAGACACAUAA